Juglans regia (Persian walnut) is the source of this 1152-nucleotide messenger RNA. Its product is annotated as BAHD acyltransferase At5g47980-like. The record is from RefSeq and is a predicted model, not a curated record. The coding region runs from base 1 to 1152 and encodes 383 amino acids. The transcript has 2 exons. NCBI's taxonomy places the organism in Eukaryota, Viridiplantae, Streptophyta, Magnoliopsida, Fagales, Juglandaceae.
AUGGAGAUCAAAGUUGAGAUGAUCAAUAGAGAGGUAAUAAAACCUUCCUGUCCAACUCCCCAUCAUCUUAGAUGCUUCGACCUCUCCCUUUUAGAUCAGCUACUACACGAAAAUUAUAUAUCAGUGGUGAUAUUCUACUCAAACAACCCUUGUGAUCUUCCCCAUUUCAAGGCCGUUGAUAUAUCCCAUAGGCUAAAGACAUCAUUGUCUGAAACCCUGCGUCGUUUCUAUCCACUUGCUGGGAGAGUAAAAAAUAAUGUCUCAAUUGAGUGCAACGAUGCUGGCGUUGAUUAUUUGGAAGCACGAGUCAAUUGCCAUCUCUCAGACAUUCUUGAACAACGUCCCGAACAGAAAAUGUUGUACCACUUUCUUCCGAAAGUGACUGAACCUAUGGAUCAACCAAGCUUGGAACCUUUGGUUCUAGUUCAAGCUAGCUUCUUUGAAUGUGGUGGAUUGGCCAUUGGUGUGUGUGUUUCCCACAAGGUAGCCGAUGCAGCCACGACUAGCAUGUUCACUAAUAGUUGGGCUAGCGCGGCUCUUGCCGCGUCUGGUGAAGCAGUGCUGCCUCCGGAAUUCAGUGCCGCAUCUCGCAUACCUCCGAGACAUACAUUGCCGUCACUAGCCAUGAGCUUGGCGAACGAUACGACUGUUUCAAGGAGGUACGUGUUUGAUGCACCAAAGAUUGAUGCUCUCAAGACAAAAGCCGCCAGUGCCAACGUUCUACAGCCCACUCGCGUUGAAGCAAUCUCAUCUCUUAUUUGGAAAUGUGCAAUAACUGUCUCAAGAUCAAAACGCAAGUUUCUAUUGCCAUCUAGACUGACCCAAGCGGUGAACAUCCGCGAAAGGCUUACUCCGCCCUUUCCUAAAACUGCUUUUGGAAAUCUCGUGUGGUUUUCUCGGCGAGAGACAACAGACAAUGAGAUACAGUUGCACCGAUAUCCACUAUAUGAGGCUGACUUUGGUUUGGGGAAGCCAACAUGGGUGACUAUGGGUAAUAAUCUGAUGUUCAAGAAUUCCGUAUUUCUGAUGGAUACGAGAGAUGGCAGCGGAAUAGAAGCUUGGAUUACUCUUAGUGAAGAAGGCAUGGCAUUAUUUGAACAAGAUAAAGAUCUGCUUGGAUUUGCAUCUUCCAACCCAACUGUCCAGGAUUAA